UCGAUGAUGACCAGCUCCAUUAACCUUGGUCCUUUCUGCAUUCAACUCUGUCUGUGUUUUCAAUAAAAUAGCAUCUCCUGUGUCACCUCAAGGCUACCUCGACAUGUCUGAAGAUAUGAGUCAGCUCACCAUCAAGAGCACGUUCAAAUUGUUGAGCGGCAAUACCAUCCCUCGAUUCGGGCUGGGAGUGUAUCAGUCUCGAGGAGAGGAAUGCUUUGAAGCUGUCAAGGAAGCUUUGAAGGCAGACUACAGGCAUGUUGACAGUGCCCAAAUGUACCGGAACGAAGAGCUGGUCGGCAAAGCAGUGAUUGAAAGCGGUGUUCCUCGAUCCGAGGUCUUCAUUACGACAAAAUACAACCCGAAUCACAAGAUCAGGACCACAGAGGACGUUUAUCAGGACUUGAAGAGUUCUCUACCGAAGAUUGACCCUUCCUCUGAAGGAGCCAAUGGGAGCAAGCCUUACAUCGAUUUGAUGCUAAUUCAUGCGCCGUGGGGAGGAGAUGAAGGAAGAGGGAACAACUGGGCCGCUUUGGCGAAAGCUCAGAAAGAAGGUUGGAUCAAAGACAUUGGAGUGUCGAACUUCGGGGCUAAACAGCUCGAAAACCUACCUGAACCAGUUCCCGUUAUCAACCAAAUCGAACUUCAUCCGUGGUGCCAACAGAGACCGACAGUGGCAUAUUGUCAGAAAAAAGGUAUCGCAGUGGAAGCCUACACGCCAUUGGUUCAAGCGCACAAGGAACGAUUCCAGGAACCUAAACUGUUGAGCAUUUGUAAAAAGCACGGAAAGGAUCAAGCGCAAGUCUUGAUCAGAUGGAGUCUGCAGAAGGGCUACGUUGUCAUUCCGAAAUCCGUGACGCCUUCUCGAAUCCGAUCGAAUGCUCAAGUCUACGACUUUAACCUCGACAAGGAGGACAUGGAUGCUUUAGACUCGUUAGACAUGGGUGCAGAUGGAGCAGUGACUUGGAAUCCCGUGGACAAGGACUAGUGCUGAUCAUGAG
Kockovaella imperatae is the source of this 998-nucleotide messenger RNA. Its product is annotated as putative aldo-keto reductase. The record is from RefSeq and is a predicted model, not a curated record. Gene Ontology annotation, molecular function: oxidoreductase activity. The transcript has 5 exons. NCBI's taxonomy places the organism in Eukaryota, Fungi, Basidiomycota, Tremellomycetes, Tremellales, Cuniculitremaceae. Bases 104 to 985 code for a protein of 293 amino acids.